CUCCGUGAAAGGCCAGAGCCAAACAGCCACCAUCGAGAUGCCAGUGGCUGUCCAGCCCAAUAAGGCCAGCCCGGGUGCGGAAACUGGAUCAGUCCUAACCUCUCUCCCCAAUCACAGGCAGACUGGUGCCUGGCCCGGUAGUGCUGAUGGAGCAAGAGCAGGGGGCUCACUUAUCAACAAGUCGUUGCGACAGGGAUAAUAUACAGUUGGCUGGGUUUUCCAUGCAUUGGCAGGACAGGACAGCUACGUCUGGGGGACACUGAGAUCCUGUGUCACGCUCCCUGGCACUUCCUGGUCCCAUGACAGCAAGCCCCUGGGCCCCAUCUAUCAGUGGCAGACUGCACUUUGAUCACACUUCAAACCUGGGGCCAUCCGGGGGAGCCAGGGCCUAGCCCAGCAGAGCAGUCCUGGAUUAACACCAUCCCACUCCACCUUUGAAGUGCCACUCGGCAGCUCAGAUGGCAAAGGAAAGGGAAUUAGUGUGGGGUGUGUGCCCUUUCUUCAGUGUGACGGCGAUCCUUCUGUGGGCUCACCGUUAAUCAAGCAGAGUGUGUUUUAAGGGCCGUGAUGGACACUCACUGCAGCUGGAGCUCUCCUGCAAGGAGCUCAAACUGCCGGGAUCAAACACACAGCAAAAACACCCUCUACGCCCCAAGGAACCACUUACACUAGGUCAACCCGAUGAUCUGCACAUGGUACAGAUAGAACAUGGAUAAGACAAAGAUAUGCCUGUCCAUCUUUGUCAACAAUCCAAAUCAAAAGGGUUGACAGACUUAUCACCAAGGAAUUAAAACUUGACAAAGCAGCCUGGUAAACACUCCUUAGGAGAGUCAAAUGCUUGAAGGAUGAUUGGAAGCUUCCCUGCUAAGCUGAUUAAUGGGGGCGUGACAGGGCUGGUGGGUGUGAGCUGUGUGUUUCAUAAUGAUCGGGCCAAGACCCGCCUACAGAACCAGCAGGGUGCCCGAGUCCACACCGGAAUGCUGGACUGUUUGACGAAGACAGUAAAGAUGGAAGGCUACUUUGGGAUAUAUCGAGGUGCAGCAGUGAAUCUCACUCUUGUCACACCAGAGAAUGCCAUUAAACUGGCAGCAAAUGAUAUCUUCAGACAGAAGCUCUCCAAGGACGGGAAACUAACUUUUUGUUCUAGCACAGCACUUACACUUUUAACUAUUUAACGGAAACAUACAUUUACAUACCUUAGAGUACUUUUUUAUCCAUCAAGUUAACAUAACAUUCAUGUAAUAAAGUCAGACGAACUAAGGUGCUAUUGCAACAGUAAACUGUCUCAUUUUAUCAGGGGUGGUGCCAUUAUUGUUAUUAUUGCUAUGUGUCUAUUUAUUAGUCUGUUAACCCUGUAAUUUGGCCCACAGGAAGUUGCCCCUGUGGGGGGAGAUACUGGCAGGAUGUGGGGCGGGGACCUGCCAGAUGAUAGUGACCACACCCAUGGAGAUGCUCAAGAUCCAUUUGCAGGACGCAGGAAGCUGACAUAAGCAGAGUGGUCCAAGCACACACUGCAGCUUCUGGUCCAGCUCCUGGUCCAUCUCCUCCAGCCCAGCCUGCCCCUCCACCUCGGACCCCUGCCGUCCGUAUUACCCUGGAGCUACUGAAGACACGCGGCCUGCCAGGCCUCUACCGGGGAGGGAUUUUCCUUUCUCUAUGAUCUACUUCCCGCUGUUCACCAACCUGAACACGCUGGGAAGGGCCGAGUAGUCAUGGAGACUUGCAGGAGCGGGCCCCUUCCUGCAGUCCUUCACAGCAGGCUGCACAGCCGGAUCAGUGGCAGCUGUAGCUGUCACACCACUUGACGUCAUAAAGACUCGUAUACAGACCUUGCAGAAGGGGGAGGACACAUACCGUGGCAUUGUUGACUGCACACAGAGGAUCUGUGAUCUUCCUGUCUGGGUUGGCGCCCCCCUUUGGGUUGUGCCGUGACGGAGAUCUUUGUGGGCUAUACUCGGCCUUGUCUCAGGAUGGACCUGAGCCCUAGGACCAUGCCUCAGGACUACCUGACAUGAUGACUCCUUGCUGUUCCCAGUCCACCUGGCCGUGCUGCUGCUCCAGUUUCAACUGUUCUGCCUUAUUAUUAUUAGACCAUGCUGGUCAUUUAUGAACAUUUGAACAUCUUGGCCAUGUUCUGUUAUAAUCUCCACCCGGCACACCCGGUUCCUCUCUGGGUUUCGGCCUUUCUAGGGAGUUUUUCCUAGCCACCGUGCUUCUACACCUGCAUUGCUUGCUGUUUGGGGUUUUAGGCUGGGUUUCUGUACAGCACUUUGAGAUAUCAGCUGAUGUACGAAGGGCUGUAUAAAUAAAUUUGAAUUAAAGUGCGCAGCAACAUUCCUCAAGGAGGCAACUAGUCGCGCACUGGUCAUCAACCCCCUCUUUGGCAUCACACAGGGGGUCUACUUCCUGGGCGUAGGAGAGCAGUUGCUAGGGCUACUGGGAUAGCAGCAGCAUGUGUCAGUGUCCCUUACAGUACAAAACAUACUGCUUCAUUCAGCAGUGAAUUGAGGGAGAGAUUACUCUCCAUGGUUCUUAUGCAAAGGCUCCUUGACUAUGCCAUCACUAAGGAAGUUACCAAGCUAUCAUGGUUUGACAAAAGCACUUUAUAUGUAAGUGACAAAUCCAUCAACAUUUGUUUUUAAACUAUCAAACAUUUUAUUUACUAAUGUUGUGUAAUGCUGACUACACUGCCAUGAGAAGUCUAAAAUGUGUCCGGCAAUUCAAAGCAAUUGGUCCACCUUUCACAGAGAUCCUUUUCGUUUCAUGAAAAAGGACAACCUCCACAUUGGCUUUCCUUCCCAGUGAGUUUCUUUCCCAUCCGUGAGUCCAGAGUUGUAAUCUUGGACUCCUCCUGUUAAUGCUUUAAUCCUAGUCUCUGUACUGUAACCCACUGAACAG
Molecule: messenger RNA, 2898 nt
Organism: Oncorhynchus masou masou (cherry salmon)
Lineage: Eukaryota; Metazoa; Chordata; Actinopteri; Salmoniformes; Salmonidae
Product: mitochondrial glutamate carrier 1-like
Exons: 11
Coding region: 846-1175 (109 amino acids)
Biological process (GO): aspartate transmembrane transport; L-glutamate transmembrane transport; malate-aspartate shuttle
Molecular function (GO): L-glutamate transmembrane transporter activity; L-aspartate transmembrane transporter activity
Source: RefSeq, a predicted model, not a curated record